Messenger RNA from Chelonia mydas (Green sea turtle), 3025 nucleotides. It is a transcript of the gene MTMR9, whose product is annotated as myotubularin related protein 9. NCBI's taxonomy places the organism in Eukaryota, Metazoa, Chordata, Testudines, Cheloniidae. The record is from RefSeq and is a predicted model, not a curated record. Gene Ontology annotation, biological process: negative regulation of autophagy. The transcript is spliced from 10 exons. The coding region runs from base 1106 to 2758 and encodes 550 amino acids.
UCAGCUCCCCCCUUUUGGCUCCUCCCCUAUGAGCUCCUCCCCCCGAGCACCUCAUCCCUCUCCCUUUCCUUCAGCUCUCCCCCUUUGGCUCCUGCACCUCGCACCCCGCUCGCACGGACCCUCGGUCCCGCCGCUCUCUUUACUCUCCCCGGCCCCCGCCCUCCUCCCGUGGGGUUACAGCAGCCACCGCUCCCCGUGACACUGAAUCAGUGUACGGCAGGCCGCUUUGGAUGCGGAACCGAUGUGCUGGGGUGCGUGGGGGUGCGCCGCGUCGUUUCUGUAGGGAACUACUUCCGGUAGGGGCAGGCGCUCGGCCGGGCCGGGUGUCUGUCUCUCUUCCGCCCUCACCAGCGGGAGGUGGCCGGGGAUUGGUCCUGUGAGGGCACGUGGGGUCCAGUUCCCCCCCCCCACCCCGUGUCCCACCAUCCGGGGUAUGGGCCAUGAAGACGGGGCUUCCUUCCUGCUGUUGUUACUGCCGCGGAGCCGGCCGGUCGGGGCGGGGCUGCAGCCGGGCCAGGCUCCCCGUUCCCAGGGCGGGGCUGCAGCGUCCCGCAGGGGGCCUCGCCUACUGGGAGCUGUGAGAGCAACUCCCCCCUCCCCCCAGCCCCAAGAAGCUGGGGUUGUGACUCCCCUCCCCCCAGGGUGUUAGGGACCCCCCCCCCCCAGCAGGGGUCGUGCCUGCCCCCCCCCUCCCCGGAGCUGCUCUGGGAGCUGGGACCCACUGUGACACCCUCCCCCCGCCCCCUCCCCCGGGGAUCCUGUUCCCCCUCCCUCCACAGAGAGGUGGGAUUGUGACACCCCCUCCUUCCCCUCCCCCCCCCCACCUCCUCCCUGGAGACCCCCCCUCAGGAGUGAGGCACGUGACUCCCUCACUCCUAAGGUGGGAGCUGGGAAUCGUCCCUUCAGUUAUGACCCUCCCCAACCCUUUGGCUCCCUGGUAGCGGCCGGCACCAGCAAUUGUGGAAGAUCCCUGGGAUUGCGUGGAUCCCCGUUUUGGCCCCAAACAGGAGGUACUGGUGCUGCUGAGAGUUGGGCUUUCUCCCCCACCCCCCCAGCUAGUUAGUUGCCAGGGUCAUUCCCUGGCCUGUACCAACCCCAGAGAAACAUGGAGUUUGCAGAGCUAAUCAAGACACCGCGAGCAGAUAAUGUGGUCCUGCACCGUCCCUUCUACCCAGCAGUGGAAGGGACACUAUGCUUGACUGGCCAUCACCUCAUCCUCUCAUCUCGGCGCCAGGACAAUGCUGAGGAGCUGUGGCUGCUGCACUCAAACAUUGACUCUAUUGAAAAAAGGUUUGUUGGCUCAUUAGGCACCAUCAUUAUAAAAUGCAAAGAUCUGAGGAUUAUUCAACUGGAUAUACCCGGAAUGGAGGAGUGUUUGAACAUUGCUAGCUCUAUUGAGGCAUUGUCCACCCUGGAUUCUGUCACACUAAUGUAUCCCUUCUUUUACCGGCCCAUGUUUGAAGUUGUCGAAGAUGGCUGGCACUCCUUCCUGCCUGAGCGAGAGUUCGAACUUCUCAGUUCGGUAACGACUGAAUGGCGGCUGAGCUAUGUCAAUAAGGAGUUUUCUGUCUGCCCCUCCUACCCACCAGCUGUCACUGUCCCAAAAUCAAUUGAUGAUGAGGCCCUUCGGAGAGUUGCAACCUUUCGCCAUGGUGGCCGCUUCCCCGUUCUAAGCUAUUAUCAUAAGAAGAAUGGAAUGGUAAUGAUGCGGAGCAGCCAGCCUCUCACAGGUACUAAUGGGAGACGGUGUAAGGAAGAUGCAGCGCUUAUUAAUGCCACCUUGAGGGCAGGAAAGCGUGGCUACAUCAUUGAUACCCGUUCCCUGAAUGUUGCUCAGCAGGCCAGAGCCAAAGGAGGUGGCUUUGAGCAGGAAGUGCAGUAUCCUCAGUGGAGGCGAAUUCACAAAUCUGUUGAGAGGUAUAACAUUCUGCAGGAAAGCCUCAUCAAACUUGUGGAAGCUUGCAAUGAUCAAUCGCACAACAUGGACCGCUGGCUUAGUAAGCUGGAAGCCUCCAACUGGCUGACUCACAUUAAAGAGAUACUAACUGCGGCUUGUCUGGCUGCUCAGUGCAUUGACAGGGAAGGAGCAUCAGUGUUAGUUCACGGGACUGAAGGAACUGAUUCUACACUCCAGAUAACUUCUUUGGCUCAGAUCAUCUUGGAUCCAAAGUGCAGGACCAUACGUGGCUUUGAGGCUCUUGUUGAGAGAGAGUGGCUGCAGGCUGGUCACCCAUUUCAGCAGCGCUGUGCUCAGUCCGCCUACUCCAACAGCAGGCAGAAAUGGGAGUCCCCCGUGUUUUUCCUUUUCUUGGACUGUGUGUGGCAGAUCCUCCGUCAGUUCCCUUGCUCUUUUGAAUUCAACGAACACUUCCUGAUCAUGCUCUUCGAACAUGCCUACGCCUCACAGUUUGGCACGUUUCUGGGCAACAACGAAAGUGAAAGGUGUAAACUGAAGCUGCCACAGAAGACUCUGUCUUUGUGGUCUUGGGUGAAUCGGCCUCAAGAACUGAGCAAAUUCAAGAAUCCUCUGUUUGAGGCCAACAGUCUCGUCAUCUGGCCUUCUGUCGCACCACAGAGCCUGCAGCUUUGGGAAGGUGUCUUUCUCCGUUGGAAUAGGUCCUCCAAGUUUCUGGACGAAGCCUAUGAAGAAAUGAACAACAUCAUAGAGUACAACAAGGAACUUCAGGCAAAAGUCAAUGCACUGAGGAGGCAGUUAGCAGAACUGGAAACAGAUGACGGGAUGCAGGAAAGCUCCUGAGAUCUUGCAAGGCUUUGGACACCAGGUCUUUCCUUUCAACUCACCUUUACACUAAAGACUAAACAGAGAAUGUGCAUGUGUUGCAGAACCUUCUGGUGCAAUUGCUCCUCAACCCUUCACUGCUGAAACCCUCACUUUACACUAUCUACAUCUCUUCCGUUCGGGAUGGGUCUCUUGUGUUUUCUGUUUACAGGGGAAGUGCACUGUUCAGCAUAGUGUUCUCUCUUGACCGUUGCUGUCUUUAAUAAAUUGUGUACAGUUUCAGCA